UUCCUCUCGCCCCCUCCUGCCCUCUCCGCUCUGCUGCGGGGGAAGAAGUGUGAACUUGAACGCCGCCUUCACCGCUCAGUGAGUCCAGGCAGAGGCCACAGCGUCUCAGCAGCGGGUCCGCGUCGCUUUCUGUCACAACUUUCUUUUCCCCCGGAGAAGCAGCAGCGGGACAGGCGGGUUCGGGAGCCGGAUCGCGGGGGUUCGGGAGCGUGUGAGUUUGCGCUGUGAGACCCAGGAAGGUGCCAAAGGCGCAGCGCUCGACGCGAUGUCCAGGCGCAAACUUGGAAGCAGACCGCAGCACCUGAGUGUGUUUCAAGAUGCCACUGUCAUGGCGGAUGGCACCGGCUCACCAGAAGACCCUAUUCCUCCUCCUCCUCCUCCUCCUCCUCCUCCACAGGUCCAAGCCCCCAGUGAGGGUCGCGACCUCCUGACCUGCGGCAAGUGCAGCCAGGCCUUCCCCCUUGCCCACAUCCUGGCAUUCAUCCAGCAUAAGCAGGGCGGCUGCAGCUUCCGAAGCCAAGCCUCAAACGCCACCACCACGCCCCCCUCACCUGCCAACCGAACACAGCAGCGCGUCGCCAACGCCAAGCUGGGGCCGGGCUUCAUAGAGCUGAGGAGAGGGGCGGCCGGGGACCAAGUCUGGGGGGAGGAGCCUGGUGUGAAGGCGGAACCCAGCAAAGCAGUGCCUGAGGAGCCGUCCUACUUCACCUGCCAGCAGUGUGAUGGUGUGUUUCCGUCUGCAUGGGUGCUCCUACAGCACGCUCAGCACACACACUUCUUCAGCAUCUACCAGGAGGACAUGGACGGUGCCAUGGAUAUGAGAGGUGGAGAAGGUCUCAAAGAGCACAAACCUGCUGCAGCCACUCUGGACCCACGCCACCUGAGCCAAGCUCUUGCGUCAGCCUUUCAACCUACCGCCCUGCGCCACGGUCGCUCCCGUCAGACACACACCUCCUCCUCCUCCAGUAACCUGCAGGCUCUGAACUUUUCAGUGCGGCUCAGGGAGCUCGCCGAAGGGAAUAACAGCACCACUGGCAGCUCACCCGAAGGGCUGAUGCUGUCUCCAUCCUCCUCUCCACCAGCAGCGUCUCCCUUUCCUCGGACUGGCACCCUCCAGACAGACUUCCAAUGUGAGCUGUGUAACCAGAACUUCCAGUCGCUGCGCGCCCUGUCCACCCACCGCCGGACCCACGCCUGCGAAAGGCCCUAUCACUGUGGAGUGUGCGGACAGGCCUUCGCCCAGAGUGGCCAGCUGGCCCGUCAUAUAAGGAGCAAUCACAGAGAUGCUGGAGGAAGUGGAUAUGAGUCGGUGGACACGAUCAUAUUAGAGGAGGAGAUAGGAAGACAGGGGAUGAGAGGGAGGUUUCAAAUGCAACCAGCUGGAAACAUGGGAAAGGAUGUGAGGGCCCAGGGCCCCUCUGAGCUGGACCUGACCCUGCCCAAACACCCCUCCAUAGCUUCAGGCGUGAUGCUGCUGACCUCGCAGGUUAGACCGCCAGACAGGGAGUUGCUGCGGCUGUACCAGCGCCAGAGAGAGGCAGGAGAGGGAGGGGAGGAGGAGGCAGAAGGGCAGGGGGAGCCCCAGCACACCUCGCCAUGCGCCAGCCCCUCCGAAGGCUCACUGGAGAGCGGAGAGACUGGGGGCAGUGGUGAGAGCGGCAUCGCCAGUGGCAACUGCACGCCCAAACGUCCAGAGAUGGGCGACAGAGUGCGAGGAGUUGGAGAGUGGGAGAAUGAAAGAGGAGAGAUCAUUGAGCAGGAGACGGAAUGGAGCUCAGCCAAAGUCAGCGAGGCGGUGCAGGAGUGGCAAAGGGAGAAUGACCGCAGGACUGUAGUGGGAGGUGUUGGCGUCGCUGUAAACAGUAGCAACACAACGGCUGGUUCAGCCGGUAAGAAAAAGAAAGAUGAGGCCUGCGAGUACUGCGGAAAACAUUUCAGGAACAGCAGCAACCUGACCGUGCACCGCCGCAGCCACACAGGUGAGCGGCCGUACCGCUGCGGCCUCUGCAACUAUGCCUGCGCCCAGAGCUCAAAGUUAACGCGCCACAUGAAGACCCACGGUGCCCAGGGGGCUAAAGCUUCCUUUCUGUGCCAGCUGUGCAGCGUGCCCUUCACCGUCUACGCCACUCUGGAGAAACACUUGAAGAAAGUGCACGGCCUGAGUCACGGCAGUGUCGGAGCGUACGCGCAGGCCAGCGCUGCCGAAACUUUGGCUGCGAUAAAAGCAGAAGAAGAAGCAGUGGGGGUGAAAAUGGAGGAGGAUGAAGCCAGUUUGGAUCAGAUAGAAAUGGAGAGCAAAACGGAGGUUAACAUGGAGCUGGAGGAGGGCCAGAUCCAAGCAGAAUAUACGGAGAGCGGGAGUCCGGCCAUAGUGAGCACACUCCCACCUGAGUGCAGUGCGGAAGUGAGCUCGGCUGUGUGAGCUGUUCACACUGGUGACAUUAACAUAACACUGCACUGGAUUGAACUCAGCAUGCAAAUAGAAAGAAAUCAUCCCAUCCCCUGACAGCAAUAUCACAGCAGGCGGCAGUCUGGUCCUCUCCGUCUGCACCAACGCACACAGCGGCCAUGUUUUCCCCCAUCGUAUGCUGAAACUAGGUGCCUUCAGCUCUGUCAGACCACAGAGAAAAAACAAGGCUGUGACAUUCAACAGGGAGAUUACCAGAGCUGCUGAACAGGAAGUGAACCGCCACAGUCCACACCGACACAGGAAACUGAUCACCAUGUUGCAGCGCAGGAUGCAAAAGACGAGUGAUUUAUCUCUCUGGUGACCCACUGGACAGGUGGUGUCGGAUAUUAACUGUCAGAUAACACAGAGAACGAAUAAUAUGGAAUAUUAACAAAUACAAAAACCUUAGCAAUAGAGCGAUGUUAAUAUAUUUUCAGUAUCAACAGAUUGGGGAGGGGGGAUAUUAUGCUACCUGUAGCUGUUUUCCUUUGAGAAGACCUUUUAAAGACUAAAGACGUCCUGAACAGACACAGGGGUAAUUCGAAUCCAAACACUGUCCGCCUGCAGUUUCUCACACUCCUCUUUUUAAAAGCGCUGGCUUGUCACAACACUUGUCACUUAACAUAAUGUUUACAGGGCUCACGGGGCCACGCGAGGCUGUGCUCUGACUUUGUGACAGUAUGUAUGGACCAUCUUCUGUUUUGUUUUUCUAUUUUUAUAAAUGUGAACGAGGGGACUUUAAAGUCUCACCUACUGAUGCUUUCCCAUAAUUAGUUUCUAUGCAUAAGAAAACACCUUGCCAUUUUAUCUCCAUGUGAAACGGGUGUGUAUCAUUAUUUUCCUCUCUGUGUACCUAGUAUCGUGACGGUAAUUCCUCUCUUUCAUUGUUUACAUUUGUAAAGUGCCGGACUGCUUGAAGCUUGUGCAUGUUUUGCAGCCAUUUAAAACUGUCCUUUUGUUUGUUUCUUUCUUUUGUUGUUGCCUGUGUUUGCGUUAUUAUUCCUAAUUUAUGAAUGCUGCAUGUUGGUGAUUGUUUAGCUGAUAAAGUCUGUUUCACUGCUGAACUACAGGGUUGAGAGGUGCGGUCAUAGAGAGCACUUGAGUGAGUGAGUAAGUUGUUCGAAUGUUGUAUGUCUACAGAAGACAAAAAAAAAAACUCCUCUACUUGAAUCCUCUGUCCUGUGACCUUGCGUCCUGAGCGCAGCGGGUCAGAAUCCCCGUGUCGUGCUUCAGAUGUAUCCUCAUGUGUCAGCGAUGAGGAUUCAAACACACGUCCAGAGUGAGACUUCAAGUAGAGCCCCACCACCAUUUUCAUAACUACUGUGAGGACUUUAAUACCACGAUUUCUAUACUUUGUGUCAGGGAAAACCAGUUCAUAUGUGAUGAAUGAUUGCGAAUGCAUGCAGUGUAACUGUUCAGGGACAAUAUUUUUGUACAUAGAUUCACAUACUUGCUGUUGCUAUACUUAUUAUUAUUAUUGUUAUUAAUAAUAUUAUCUGCCUGUCACUGUUACAUCCCCUCCACUUUUUCCCCAGCACUGAACGCUGGCUGUUGUGAAGCUGUACCACUCUACUGUCUUUGUAAACUCCACAGCAUUUUGUACCAUGUCAUGAGGAUCCUCAAUAAAAGAAUUGAGGUGAAAUGUGUUGUAUCGUGGAAUUUUUUUCUGCUUUUGGUUGUUUUUUUCCAUGCAUGUUUAAUUAAUAAUAAAAAAAAUUCUCAUUCUGGGACCCACUACAAA
Molecule: messenger RNA, 4190 nt
Organism: Hippoglossus stenolepis (Pacific halibut)
Lineage: Eukaryota; Metazoa; Chordata; Actinopteri; Pleuronectiformes; Pleuronectidae
Gene: znf296
Product: zinc finger protein 296
Exons: 3
Coding region: 266-2422 (718 amino acids)
Biological process (GO): positive regulation of transcription by RNA polymerase II
Cellular component (GO): nucleus
Molecular function (GO): DNA-binding transcription factor activity; RNA polymerase II cis-regulatory region sequence-specific DNA binding
Source: RefSeq, a predicted model, not a curated record